AUGAGUAAGUACUUAAGGUCGAGAUCUAGUUCAAACUUUCCAAUUAUGCAUCUCCUAUUUAUGACUAUAUUAUUACAGAGCGCUAAUUUUAAAUGUCUUGAAUCACCAAAUAGAGUCAUCAGAAAUCAGUAUGUUAAUAUAAGUGACUCUACUUGUGCAUAUUCUGGCUAUGUAAACACUGAAUCAUCUUCAUUUUACUAUCAACUCUACUCUAAAGAAGAGAAUCUGACAAAUUAAGAGCAGAAAAUACCAAGACCUUUGAUUAUUUGGAUCAACUCAGGCCUUGGUACAUCGUUAUUCAUUGGUAACAUGCUAGACAUUGGGCCACUGAAUUUAGACGAAUCAUUAAACAUCUAAACAAAGCCAAAAUCAUGGUUAGAUGAAACAAAUCUUUUAUUCUUCGACUAUCCAGAUCACACAUCAGGAUUUAGCAGGUACACUUCUACUAUUUCAGACCAAUUUAUAUAUAAUGACUUUACAUCUCAAACUGUAUUUGAACAGGAAGAUCAGGAUAUAGAUCUGAACUAUGAGAUAUAUACCCUGCUAUAAUAACUUCGAAACUUGUAUCCUGAAUUAAUCGGAUAAAUGAUAAUGCUUGCUGGUUAAAGUUACUCUGCUAAUCAGAUCAUUGAACUUGCCACAUUUAUCUCACAAGAGAGUAAGCUUAACAUUAAAUUGAGUUAUUCCGUAUUCAACAUUAGAGGAAUAAUCAUGUUUAACCCACUUAUCGAUCCCAUGCAGCAAAGAUAAGGCAUAGAAGAUAUUGCUAUGGAAUUAGGUAUAUUAGACUAGAAUAGUAUAGGAUUGAUAAACUCACUUAAUCACUAGUGCGAGUUAUCAUUGAUGAAUGAGUACCCUAAAGAAUAGACUACUGAAUGCGUAAAAGCUCUUUAAUACAUACAACUAAUGAGUGGAAAUGUAUCACUCUCAGACUAUAGGAAACCAGAUUCACUAUUUAAUAGAAAACGCAUGCUGAGUUAGAAGUUCAGCAGAGAACUGACCUAAAAAUCAUUGAUUGAUCUCGUUAACAUCCUCAACACUCCAAUCCCAGUUUUUGUAAUAAUGGGCCAGUUUGAUUUAUAAAUCUCAAAAUAGCAUACCGAAUCCUUGCUACUUGGCUUAAAUUUCCAGUUUAAAAGUUAGUUCGAUAGAUAACCCAGAAGGCACUAUAUGUAUUAAAAAAAUGCUACUAACAAUAAUAUGUCAAAUUAUGAAAUAGGGGCUUAUCAUAAAUCCCUCUGGCCUUUACAUUAUAUAGUAGCUAAGAAUACUGGUCAUUUUGUAUCUGAUGAUAACAUGGACCUCUCACUUUAAAUCCUAAAAGAUAUGACUCAUUUCGCAACCUUGAAAUGCCACAACCAAGACAACGAUAUCCAGCAAUGCCACUAACUUAAUGAAAAUGUAUGCUAGGUCUAUCUGAACAAUUGCAACAAUCAGGGAUUAUGCUUAAAGAAUGGACAGUGCUAUUGCUUUGAGGGAUAUUAUGGUGCUGAUUGCUCAAUAAAACCUAUUGAAAGACGCAUUAUCUAGAUAAAAAAACUUUCACCUCGAUAAAUAGAGUACAUGAUACUGAAUAUCACCAAAUAUAAGCUAUCUGGAGCAUGA
Molecule: messenger RNA, 1605 nt
Organism: Stylonychia lemnae
Lineage: Eukaryota; Ciliophora; Spirotrichea; Sporadotrichida; Oxytrichidae
Source: the annotation of a GenBank genome assembly